GCCGGCGGUUGCCGUGGUAACGCGGGGCCCGGCGGCCAUGGAGGGCAGCGGGCGGCCCUCGGCCGCGCAGGCCGCGCUGCUGGCCGCCAGUACCGCCAUCACCGCCCUGUUCUACUCCGUGUACCGGCAGAAGGCCCGCGUGGCCCGCGGGCUCGAGGGCGCCAGGAGGGUCCAGCUGGACGAAGAUCUGCGGUCGGUGCUGCUGGAGGCUCCCGGGCGCUGCGUGCCCUAUGCGGUCAUAGAAGGUGUGGUGAGGUCGGUGAAGGAGACCCUGAGCAGCCAGUUCGUGGAGAACUGCAAGGGGGUGGUUCAGAGGCUGACACUGCAGGAGCACAAGAUGGUCUGGAACAGAACCACCCACCUCUGGAACGACUACGAGAAGAUCAUCCACCAGAGAACCAACACCACGCCCUUCGAGCUGGUGCCCGCCGAGGGUGGCGCCGGCGUGGCCGUGCGGGUGGUGAAGCCCCUGGAGGCGGCCGAGCUCAGCCUGGAGACGGUGUAUGAGAAAUUCCACCCCUCUGUGCAGUCCUUCACCGACGUCAUCGGCCACUACAUCAGCGGGGAGCGCCCCAAGGGCAUCCAGGAGACGGAGCAGAUGCUGAAGGUGGGCACAGCGCUGACCGGCGUGGGAGAGCUGGUGCUGGACAACGCCACCAUCAAGCUGCAGCCCCCCAAGCAGGGCAUGCCCUACUACCUGAGCGCCGUGGAUUUCGAGUCCCUGCUGCAGAAACAGGAGUCCAGCGCCCGCUUCUGGAAGGUCCUGACCGUGGUUUUUGGCGUCGCCACCUGCGCCGUCCUCUUCUUCCUCCUGCGCAAGCAGUACCGGCACCACCGGGAGAGGCGGCAGCUCAGGCAGAUGCAGGAGGAAUUCCGGCAGGCCCAGGAGCGCCUGAUGAACGCCGAGGGCGGGGACACCCUCAAAAACGCCUGCGUGGUCUGCCUGAGCAGCACCAAAUCCUGCGUCUUCCUGGAGUGCGGCCACGUCUGCUCCUGCCACGAGUGCUACCAGGCUCUCCCCGAGCCCAAGAAGUGCCCCAUCUGCAGGCAGGGCAUUGCCAGGGUGGUGCCUUUGUACAACAGUUAAUCCGUUUGUGGUUCUUGGGAGGGAGGGGGGGGAAGUUUCUCGGCACUCAGAGCUGUCUCUCUCGCAAAGGGGUUCUUGUCGCCUCGCUGCUUUGGGCGGUGGAUUUCGGGGAAGGGGAGGGAGCUUGAGGGAGCGGGUGCUUUGACAGAGCUGGGUCUGAAAAGGUGCUUGUGCAGCUGAUCACACGUGCAUCAUGUUGCGCUCUGGAGGCUUUUCGGGAGAGGUGGCUCCUUGCAAAGGGUGAGGUGCUCAGGGGGAGACGCAGCUUGAAGCUCUUCUGUUAAAAGAUUUGGACUCUCAGGGUUUGUGUCGUGGUUGCUGAGCCUGUGGUCUCUUGCCUGGCUGAUAAAAACGUGGGGAAAACAAAAAUAAGAUGGUUUAAGGGUUCUCAGAGGCUGCAGAAUCCCUGUGGUGCUGCCACACGGCUCCAGUGGAGCAGGGGGGGGGCUGUUGGAGAACUCAUGUGGGGGGUGUGUGAAUUCUGUGAUCCCCCUCCAAAAAAAGGGUUUGUGACACCAGGACAUGAGGAUGGAGAGGUGAGAACACCGUGGCUGAUGGCUGUGCUUGGCUUGAGCUGGGAUAGAAAACAGGAUGAAAAGCAAUAAAAUAGGAUGGAAAGUG
Empidonax traillii (willow flycatcher) is the source of this 1708-nucleotide messenger RNA. It is a transcript of the gene MUL1, whose product is annotated as mitochondrial E3 ubiquitin protein ligase 1. Lineage: Eukaryota; Metazoa; Chordata; Aves; Passeriformes; Tyrannidae. The record is from RefSeq and is a predicted model, not a curated record. The transcript is spliced from 4 exons. Bases 38 to 1087 code for a protein of 349 amino acids. Gene Ontology annotation, molecular function: ubiquitin-protein transferase activity. Gene Ontology annotation, biological process: organelle organization; protein ubiquitination. Gene Ontology annotation, cellular component: mitochondrion.